Messenger RNA from Miscanthus lutarioriparius, 1920 nucleotides. Lineage: Eukaryota; Viridiplantae; Streptophyta; Magnoliopsida; Poales; Poaceae. The record is from the annotation of a GenBank genome assembly.
AUGGCGCCGUCGGCGUGGGCCCUCGCCCUCGCCGCACUCUGCAUCGUCGCGCUCGCGCCGCCGGCCGCAGGGUUCUACCUCCCCGGCGUCGCGCCCAAUGACUUGGAGAAGAAAGAUCCACUUCCUGUGAAAGUCAACAAGCUGACCUCAAUCAAGACACAACUUCCCUACUCCUACUAUUCUCUCCCAUUCUGCAAGCCGGAUACCAUAGUUGACAGUGCUGAAAAUCUCGGUGAAGUUCUUCGUGGAGAUCGCAUUGAAAACUCUCCCUAUAUGUUUGAAAUGAGGGAGCCUCAGAUGUGUCAAAUAGUCUGCAAGAUAUCUGUUGGGGAGAAAGAAGCAAAGCUUCUCAAGGAGAAGAUUGAAGAUGAGUACCGUGUUAACAUGAUUCUUGACAACCUACCUUUAGUUGUUCCUAUUCAAAGAGUAGAUCAAGAAGGUGCUUAUUUCUAUCAACAUGGAUUCCAUGUUGGGGCCAAAGGAAAAUAUUCAGGGAGCAAGGAUGAAAAAUACUUCAUCCACAACCAUCUAUCUUUUACGGUGAAAUAUCACAGGGAUGAGCAAAGGGAUGUUUCCAGGAUUGUGGCCUUUGAAGUGAAACCAUACAGCGUUAAGCAUGAAUAUGAAGGGCAAUGGAAUGAUAAGAAGACCCGCCUGACAACGUGUGAUCCUCAUGCUCAGCGUAUAAUUACUUCAUCUGAGUCUCCUCAGGAGGUUGAAGUUGGCAAGGAUAUCAUAUUUACUUAUGAUGUGGAUUUCAAGGAGAGUGACAUCAAGUGGGCAUCUCGGUGGGACAGCUAUUUAUUGAUGACAGAUGAUCAGAUCCACUGGUUCUCAAUUGUGAAUUCUCUCAUGAUUGUUCUCUUCCUUUCUGGAAUGGUUGCAAUGAUCAUGCUUCGUACCCUUUACCGGGAUAUCUCCAAGUAUAACCAACUUGAGACUCAGGAAGAGGCCCAGGAGGAGACUGGAUGGAAGCUUGUUCACGGUGAUGUUUUCAGGCCUCCAUCAAACUCAGACUGGCUCUGUGUUUAUGUCGGCACCGGUGUCCAAUUCUUUGGCAUGCUGCUUGUCACUAUGGUAUUUGCGGUUCUUGGCUUCCUUUCUCCAUCGAACAGGGGUGGACUGAUGACAGCCAUGCUCCUGCUCUGGGUGUUCAUGGGGUUGCUUGCUGGCUACUCUUCUUCACGUCUUUACAAGUUGUUCAAGGGCUCAGAAUGGAAGAACAUUGCCUUGAGGACAGCCUUAACUUUCCCUGGCAGUGUGUUUGCUAUUUUCUUCUUCUUGAAUGCUCUUAUCUGGGGGCAAAAGUCCUCAGGUGCUGUUCCAUUCACCACCAUGUUUGCCCUUGUCCUCCUUUGGUUCGGUAUCUCAGUACCGUUGGUUUUCGUUGGAAGCUUCCUUGGCUUCAAGAAGCCUACCAUUGAAGAUCCAGUGAAGACAAACAAGAUACCAAGGCAGAUCCCUGAGCAGGCCUGGUACAUGAACCCAAUCUUCUCGAUUCUAAUCGGAGGGAUCCUUCCAUUUGGUGCUGUGUUCAUCGAACUCUUCUUUAUCCUUACCUCCAUCUGGCUGCAACAGUUCUACUACAUCUUUGGGUUCCUCUUCCUUGUGUUCCUGAUUCUCAUCGUGACAUGUGCUGAGAUCUCGAUUGUGCUAUGUUACUUCCAGCUCUGCAGCGAGGAUUACCUGUGGUGGUGGAGGUCAUACUUGACAUCUGGUUCCUCUGCACUCUACCUCUUCUUGUAUGCAACCUUCUACUUCUUCACAAAGCUUGAGAUCACCAAGUUUGUCUCAGCUGUUCUGUACUUCGGUUACAUGCUCAUUGCCUCGUAUGCCUUCUUCGCCUUGACCGGCACAAUCGGAUUCUACGCGUGCUUCCUGUUCACAAGGCUGAUUUACUCAUCGGUCAAGAUCGAGUAA